AUGGCAGCGUCGUCAAAGACCAUAACAACCUCGUACCUGGUUGGUAACUUGCACUGUCCAUCGUGCGUUGCGGUCAUCAAGAAUGCCUUGGAGGAGGAAUAUUCCGGCAGACUUUUCUGGGUCUCUCCCAACGUGGUCACCUCUGUAGUCACCGUCGAACACCAAGAUGCAGGUGCAGGUUUCGUGCGCGACAUGGGCAAGACUCUUGAGGACUCUGGCUUCGAAGUCUGCGCCGUCGAAUCCACCGCUGACCUUCCGGAUGAACUUUGUAGUUCAGCAGCAGCCGACAUUGACCGAGUAAAGGUCGGCCAGGAUAGUGGACGUCGAAGCAGUGGUGGUGCUUUUGAGUUGUGGUGGAGGCUGUGGAGAGCUUCAACGCCUCAUGAAUCAAAAGCGGAAAUUCAUUUUGACAAAUGUGACGCUUGCAAGAGCACUGCUGCCACUCUCGGUCCUGAGGAUGGCCUUGGCUCGGAGCACCAGCCCCAUCUCAACACCAUAUCAGCCUCUAGUCUCCAGAAACGACUGAAUGGUGUUGCUCUCCCUCGUGAUGCGAAUAAGUCGCAGGCCGCCCUUGAGGAGGUUGUGAUCGACGGCAUUGACGCAAUUAUUCCUCUGUGGCAGGCAACCAUCUCUGUCGGUGGCAUGACUUGCGCGUCAUGCGCCAACACCAUUACGGAAGAAAUGGGGAAACACCCCUGGGUCUCUAGAAUCGUGGUCAAUCUCGUCGCAAACCGUGCGACUGUGGAUAUCAAAGACCCUGCCCGCGCGGAAGAAGCUGUCAAAGCCAUCGAAGAUCUUGGGUAUGAUGCUGCCCUUGACGAACUCGUCAAUCUACAGGAGCAGACCAACGAUCGCACCCAAGGGCGAGAACUGGAAAUCAAGGUGGACGGUAUCUUCUGCUCCAAGUGCCCGGAUCGGAUACUAAAAACUCUGCGAAAUUUAAAACCUUCACAGAUCAAGGUUCUCAAACCGCUGUCUCGAGAGUUUCCACUCCUCAAAAUCAGUUACGUUCCUCAAGCGCCAACUUUCACCAUCCGACAUAUUCUCAGGGCAAUCGAAGCCACAGAUCCGUCUUUGGAAGCUUCCAUCCAUCACCCCCUGACGCUGGAGCAGCGGUCCAAGGCCAUCAGCGCGAAACAUCAGCGCGAACUGUCUCGGCGUCUGCUUCUGACACUCACCUUGGCCAUUCCCACCUUUAUAUUUGGCAUUGUGUACAUGAGCUUGGUUACCGAUUCGGACCGUACGAGGCAGUAUCUCAUGCAACCGUGGAGAUCAGGGCUGAGUCGUCUGGAAAUCAUCCUCUUUGCACUUUCAACGCCCGUCUAUUUCUUUGCCGCGGACAUUUUCCAUGUUCGAGCCAUAAAGGAGGUUCGAUACAUGUGGCGUCGAGGAAGCCGUACACCUUUGAUCCAGAGAUUCUACAAAUUUGGAAGCAUGAACAUGCUCAUGUCGCUAGGCACCACAAUUGCGUACUUUUCAUCUGUCGGGCAAAUGAUGGCUUCUGGAAUCCGACACGAUUCGGAUGUCCCAGCGAGUCGAUUUUACUUUGACUCUGUCGUAUUUCUCACCUUCUUUCUGCUCGCGGGAAGACUGAUCGAGGCCUACAGCAAGUCCAAGACGGGGGAUGCGGUUGGUGCGCUGGCCAAACUUCGCCCCAGUACCGCUCUUCUGGUUGAGCAAGACCCAAGCAAGGGCCAAGUUACCACGAGCAUACCCAUCGACCAGCUCGAGCACGGAGACACGGUACGGGUCCCUCAUGGAGCUUCACCGGGUGCCGACGGCGUAAUCCUUAUCGGGGAUACCAGCUUUGACGAAUCCAGCCUGACCGGGGAGUCUCGUCCCAUCAAGAAGACUCCAGGCGACCAUGUGUUCGCGGGGACGGUGAACAAAGGGCAUGCGAUCACAAUCCACGUCACAGGGACGUCUGGAAAGUCCAUGCUCGAUCAAAUUGUCGAGGCUGUCCGUGAGGGACAGACCAAGCGAGCCCCGGUGGAGCAAAUCGCAGACCUUUUGACUUCGUACUUUGUCCCGGUCAUCACGCUCGUCGCCGUCAUCACAUGGGUCAUUUGGCUGAGCCUGGCCCAAGCUCAUGUCGUUUCAGACGAGGAGCUCAAGGCGUCCGGCGGUGCGGCAGCUUUCGCAUUCCAAUUCGCCAUUGCCGUCUUCGUGGUAGCCUGCCCCUGCGGGCUUGCCCUUGCUGCUCCGACAGCCAUAUUUGUCGGGGGCGGCAUCGCGGCAAAACACGGCAUCUUGGCCAAGGGUGGCGGCGAGGCGUUUGAAAAGGCCAGCAGAAUCGACUGCGUCGUGUUCGACAAGACUGGAACUCUGACCGAAGGCGGGGAGCCCAAGAUCACCGACGUGGAGUUAUUCCCGGACAACGGCCAUGUCACGGGCGUUGACAGACAGACGCUGCUGUCAGCACUCAAGGCCGUGGAGGAACAGAGCAGCCACCCGAUUGCCAAGGCGAUUGUCAGCUUUUGCGGAGGCGAGGUUCCGUCCGCAGAGCUCGGCAAGAUUGAGGAGUUGCCCGGACGAGGGAUGAAGGCGUCUCAUCGGAACAAGCCGUUUCAGAUUGCGGUUGGCAAUGAAGUUUUGAUGCGCCAUCUCUCCGUCACGCUGUCAGUGGACGUUUUGAGCCGGUUGCAGAGGUGGAAAGGGGAAGCCAAAUCGGUAGCUGUCGUGGCCUUUAGGUGUUGUGACGGCGGCGGCGACGGGAGCAACUCGUGGACGCUGGGAGCCGUCCUGUCCAUAUCCGACCCGGUCCGGCGGGAGGCCAGAGCAGUUGUCAGGGCGCUGGACGCUCGCGGAACACAGGUCUGGAUGCUCUCGGGCGACAACGCCACCACGGCCAAAGCCGUGGCCCGGCUGGUCGGCAUCAGAGAGAGCAGGGUGCUUGCGGAAGUCCUGCCGUCGGAAAAGGCCAGCAAGGUCGGAUACCUGCAGGCGACGCUGGACCCCCAAACCCACGGCUCCGUGAGCAGACGUCGCGGCCCGCGCGGGAGGCGCCGCGCAGUGGUGGCCAUGGUCGGCGACGGCAUCAACGACUCGCCGGCCCUGACGAGGGCGGACGUGGGCAUCGCCAUCGGGUCGGGCAGCGACGUGGCCGUUUCCAGCGCCGACUUUGUCCUGGCGUCGUCCAGCCUGGCCAGCGUGCUGACGCUGCUCCACCUCAGCCGCGCCGUCCUGGGGCGCAUCAAGCUCAACUUUGCGUGGGCGGUGGUGUACAACCUGCUGGCGGUGCCGAUUGCUGCCGGGUGCCUGUACGCGAUCAAGACGGAGGGGGGAGGCGCUCGCGUCAGGCUCGACCCCGUCUGGGCGGCCUUGGCCAUGGCCCUGUCGAGCAUCAGCGUGGUGCUGAGCAGCCUCUGCCUGAGGGCGCGACUGCCGUGGGUGGGCUUUCGACACCGUCCCGUCAUGGCAGACGGGUGA
Messenger RNA from Ustilaginoidea virens, 3429 nucleotides. RefSeq lists its product as uncharacterized. Gene Ontology annotation, molecular function: copper ion binding; ATP hydrolysis activity; ATP binding. The transcript has a single exon. Bases 1 to 3429 code for a protein of 1142 amino acids. Gene Ontology annotation, biological process: copper ion homeostasis; monoatomic cation transport. The record is from RefSeq and is a predicted model, not a curated record. NCBI's taxonomy places the organism in Eukaryota, Fungi, Ascomycota, Sordariomycetes, Hypocreales, Clavicipitaceae. Gene Ontology annotation, cellular component: membrane.